AUGGGCGGUUCUCCUCCUUGCGGUAACUCUGUUCGCUCCGUCAAGGAUUACCGUCGACAGGUCGCGACUUCGCAGAGGUGGCCGACUAGGACGCCAAAUCACCCUCCGAUAACUUUUUCGCCGGAUGACGCUGAGGGGGUUCACGUACCCCACAACGACCCUCUUCUUGUCGUCCUUGGAAUGGGGGAGUACGACUUCACCAAGGUCCUCAUUGAUACAGGAAGCUCCGUCGACCUCAUCUUCCGAGGAACUCUGCAGAAGAUGGGAGUCGAUCUCGACGACAUAAAACCAUCCUCCAAAACAUUAACCGGCUUCAACGGAUCCUCCGAAACAAUACUGGGAACAAUCCACCUUCCGGUACGCGCAUGUGGAGUCACUCGAACUGUCAAGUUUGCCGUUGUAAGCACGAAGGCCCCUUACCACGCUAUACUCGGAACCCCCUGGAUACACUCAAUGCAGGCCAUUCCAUCUACUUAUCACCAGUGUGUCAAGUUCCCCGGUACGGACGGAAAAAUCAACACACUGCGAGGAGAUCAAAAAGCCGCUAGGGAACUCCUAGUCGCCACAGUUAAACUCCAACGAUCGUCUUUAUCGGUUAACUCCAUUUCUCCUCCAACCUAUAAAGCCUGCUCCCAGGAAGGCGAAGUUCUCGAGUUACCUAUUGACGAUUCCGAUCCAAGCCGGACCGCAAGGAUUGGUGCGUAUCUGUCUGAAGAUAUGCAGCGGUCAGUUCUCAACUUUCUCAAGGUGAAUGUGUCCACAUUCGCGUGGUCCAUGUCAGACAUGAAAGGAAUUGAUCCGGCCAUAACAACUCACGAACUAAACGUCGAACCGGCAUUCAAGCCUAUCCGGCAGAAGCGACGCAAGCUCGGUCCCAACAGGUCAAAGGCUGUAAAUGAAGAGGUCGACCGGUUGCUCGGCGCUGGCUCAAUUGCUGAGGUGCGCUACCCUGAGUGGUUAGCAAAUCCAGUAGUCGUCAAAAAGAAGAACGGAAAGUGGCGCGUCUGCGUCGACUUCACAGACUUAAAUAAAGCAUGCCCAAAGGACAGCUAUCCUCUUCCCAACAUCGACCGUUUAGUCUAG
This is a messenger RNA of Brassica napus (rape), 1083 nucleotides long. RefSeq lists its product as uncharacterized. NCBI's taxonomy places the organism in Eukaryota, Viridiplantae, Streptophyta, Magnoliopsida, Brassicales, Brassicaceae. Bases 1 to 1083 code for a protein of 360 amino acids. The transcript has a single exon. The record is from RefSeq and is a predicted model, not a curated record.